AUGAAAUGCACGCAAAUAAACCUCAACCACUGCGAGGCAGCACACUCGCUGCUAAGGCAGGCGGUCAUAGACGGCGGAACACAGGUCGUCUUCAUCUCGGAGCCGUACAGGAGCAUCCCAGGAAACGGAUGGCUUUCAAGCAGCUGCAAGGGAGCGGCCCUAUGGUCGACGGAGACGGCCCCUCAGGACACUAGGACAUCCUACGAAGGCUUCAUCCGAGCCAGCAUAAAAGGUGUUACCUUUUAUAGCUGCUACGCCCCGCCGAGAUGGGACAUUUCGCGCUUCCAAAGGAUGCUGAGGAGCCUAGUUUCGGACGCAAGAGGCAGAUCGCCAGUGGUCAUUGGGGGAGACUUCAAUGCUUGGUCUCCGGAGUGUGAAGCAGAGAAAUGGAUUCCCAAGGUGACAGGACCGAAAUGGAAGGACAAGUCCCUGGAUCGAGAAGCGUUCUCGGUAGCUCUCCAGACGCACGACUGGACCCAACCAUCAUCAACCACGACUGGAGUCAGCAAACGACCUAUCGAGGUCUAUAGCAGCUGCCUGUGA
Drosophila ananassae is the source of this 543-nucleotide messenger RNA. RefSeq lists its product as uncharacterized. The transcript is spliced from 2 exons. Lineage: Eukaryota; Metazoa; Arthropoda; Insecta; Diptera; Drosophilidae. The record is from RefSeq and is a predicted model, not a curated record. The coding region runs from base 1 to 543 and encodes 180 amino acids.